AUGGACACUUCUGGGCACUUCCAUGACUCGGGGGUGGGGGACCUGGAUGAAGAGCCCAAGUGUCCCUGUCCAUCCUCCGGGGAUGAGCAGCAGCCGGCGGCGGCCCCCCAGCAGCCCCCGGGACCCCUGGUGCCGCCUCAGCCCGCACAGCUCCAGCCGCCGCCGCCACCGCCGCAUCCCUUGUCUCUGCUCGCCCAACUCCAGAGCCAGCCUGUCCAGCCGGGGCUGCUGCACUCCUCUCCCACGACGCUCAGGGGCCUCCCUUCGGCCAACUCCACCGCCGUCCUCCACCCUUCCUCCAGGCAGGGCAGCCAGCUCAAUCUCAAUGACCACUUGCUUGGCCACUCUCCAAGCUCCACAGCCACAAGUGGGCCUGGUGGAGGCGGCCGACACCGGCAGGCCAGCCCCCUGGUGCACCGGCGGGACAGCAACCCUUUCACGGAGAUCGCCAUGAGCUCCUGCAAGUACAGUGGUGGGGUCAUGAAGCCCCUCAGCCGGCUCAGUGCCUCCCGGAGGAACCUCAUCGAGGCCGAGCCCGAAGGCCAGCCCCUCCAGCUCUUCAGCCCCAGCAACCCCCCAGAGAUCAUCAUCUCCUCCCGGGAGGACAACCAUGCCCACCAGACCCUGCUCCACCACCCCAAUGCCACCCACAACCACCAGCACGCUGGCACCACCCCCAGCAGCACCACCUUCCCCAAAGCCAACAAGCGGAAAAACCAGAACAUUGGCUAUAAGCUGGGACACAGGAGGGCCCUGUUUGAAAAGAGGAAGCGGCUCAGUGACUAUGCUCUGAUUUUUGGGAUGUUUGGAAUUGUUGUUAUGGUGAUAGAGACCGAGCUCUCUUGGGGUUUGUACUCAAAGGAUUCCAUGUUUUCGUUGGCCCUGAAAUGCCUUAUCAGUCUGUCUACCAUCAUCCUUUUGGGUUUGAUCAUCGCCUACCACACGCGGGAGGUCCAGCUCUUCGUGAUCGACAACGGUGCGGACGACUGGCGGAUUGCCAUGACGUACGAGCGCAUCCUGCACAUCAGCCUGGAGAUGCUGGUGUGCGCCAUCCACCCCAUCCCCGGCGAGUACAAGUUCUUCUGGACUGCCCGCCUGGCCUUCUCCUACACGCCGUCGCGGGCGGAGGCCGACGUGGACAUCAUCCUGUCCAUCCCCAUGUUCCUGCGCCUGUACCUGAUCGCGCGCGUCAUGCUGCUGCACAGCAAGCUCUUCACCGACGCCUCGUCUCGCAGCAUCGGCGCGCUCAACAAGAUCAACUUCAACACCCGCUUCGUCAUGAAGACCCUCAUGACCAUCUGCCCGGGCACCGUGCUGCUGGUGUUCAGCAUCUCGCUGUGGAUCAUCGCCGCCUGGACCGUCCGUGUCUGCGAAAGCCCUCAAUCCCCAGCCCAGCCAACCGGGAGCGGGCAGCGGGCUUGGUACCAUGACCAGCAGGACGUCACCAGUAACUUCCUGGGCGCCAUGUGGCUCAUCUCUAUCACAUUCCUGUCCAUCGGUUACGGGGACAUGGUGCCCCACACAUACUGUGGGAAGGGCGUCUGUCUACUCACCGGUAUCAUGGGUGCGGGCUGCACCGCCCUCGUGGUGGCCGUGGUGGCCCGAAAGCUGGAGCUCACCAAGGCGGAGAAGCACGUCCACAACUUCAUGAUGGAUACGCAGCUCACCAAACGGAUCAAGAAUGCUGCCGCCAACGUCCUCCGGGAAACGUGGCUGAUCUACAAACACACGAAGCUGCUGAAGAAGAUCGACCACGCCAAAGUCAGGAAGCACCAGCGGAAGUUCCUCCAGGCCAUCCACCAACUGAGGAGCGUCAAGAUGGAGCAGAGGAAGCUGAGCGACCAAGCCAACACCCUGGUGGACCUGUCCAAGAUGCAGAACAUCAUGUACGACCUGAUCACAGAGCUCAACGAUCGGAGCGAAGACCUGGAGAAGCAGAUCGGCAGCCUGGAGUCCAAGCUGGAGCACCUGGCUGCAGGCUUCAGUUCCCUGCCCCUCCUCAUCGCCGACGCCCUGCACCAGCAGCAGCAGCUCCUGUCGGCCAUCGCCGAGGCCCGGGCCGGCCCCGCGGGCGCUACCCACACGCCCCCAGUCUCCGACAGCCCCCUUGGGGUCAGCUCCACCUCCUUCCCGACCCCGUACACAAGUUCAAGCAGUUGCUAG
Molecule: messenger RNA, 2163 nt
Organism: Odobenus rosmarus divergens (Pacific walrus)
Lineage: Eukaryota; Metazoa; Chordata; Mammalia; Carnivora; Odobenidae
Gene: KCNN3
Product: potassium intermediate/small conductance calcium-activated channel, subfamily N, member 3
Exons: 11
Coding region: 1-2163 (720 amino acids)
Biological process (GO): potassium ion transmembrane transport
Cellular component (GO): plasma membrane; neuron projection; neuronal cell body
Molecular function (GO): calmodulin binding; small conductance calcium-activated potassium channel activity
Source: RefSeq, a predicted model, not a curated record